CUUCUAAAUUCCUGCAUGUUUCUUGUUCAGUCAUGGAGUGGCGAGGAGAACCUAGAGAAGAAGAAGAGUGAAUGGGAGUUUACUCCAGCUGAAGGAGCCACCGAAGAACCAUCUUUCAGAAUACAUAUUGUCCAGGAUUACAGAACAUUCUGGGUGGAUAUCCUGGUUACCCCCUCCACCCACCAAGGAGAAGAUGUUGAAAGAUUUGCUCCAGUUACUGAAGGAUCCGAGGUUUAUGAUUUCAGCGGAGAACGAGAGCUGAGUGGAGAACCAGGACUAAAUGGAGACCCAGAAUUGAAUGGAGAAUUCAGUGGAGAUGGAGAACAGUUGGAAGUACCGAACUAAAUGGAGAAGAUUAUUUGGGAAUAUAUCCAAUACAAAAAUUUGCGUGAAUUAUAAAAUUGUUGUUUAUGUACGAAAUUUCUUUCGAUUGGAAAUUACUGCUCAUUUUAGGACGGAAAUUGCAGUUUCUUUUAGAGGUUUCAGGCACCAUUUAUAAUCUAAAUCAUGGUUUAACUCAUACACAUAUCCCAAC
Messenger RNA from Eurytemora carolleeae, 535 nucleotides. RefSeq lists its product as uncharacterized. Bases 16 to 345 code for a protein of 109 amino acids. The record is from RefSeq and is a predicted model, not a curated record. NCBI's taxonomy places the organism in Eukaryota, Metazoa, Arthropoda, Copepoda, Calanoida, Temoridae. The transcript is spliced from 2 exons.